ACUUGGUAGAGUUAGAAAGAAGUUUUGUGUGCGUUGGUUUGUGAAAUAAGGAAGAAAUGGGAGAAGUUGCAGGGAAUGAGGUUUUGGAAGCUGAAACUCACAUAUGGAACCACAUCUUCAGCUUCAUCAACUCCAUGGCUUUGAAAUGCGCCGUCCAACUCGGCAUUCCCGACACCAUCGCUCACCAUGGCCGCGGCCCCAUGUCCCUCUCUCACCUCGUUUCAGCCCUUAAACUUCACCCCGAAAACUCCCAAUACCUCCAUCGCUUAAUGCGUAUACUGGCUCACUCUGGCUUCUUUACGGCACACAAAAAUGACAAAGAACAAGAAGAAGCAUACUCCCUUACCAGCUCAUCUCGUCUUCUCCUCAAAUGCAACCCUUCCUCUCUAUCUCCUUUGUUGCUUUCCAUGCUUGACCCAUUCCUCCUGCAGCCAUGGCAGCUUCUAUCCGCCUGGUUCCAUAGCCAUGAUCGAACCGCAUUUAAGAUGGCUCAUGGAAAGCAGUUCUGGGAGCACAUGGCCAGCAAGCCACGAGAUGGGGACGUUUUUAAUGCAGCCAUGGCCAGUGAUGCGAGGCUGGUGACAAGUGUUUUGUUGGGACAAUAUAAGAACAUCUUUGAUGGAGUUAAAUCGCUGGUGGAUGUGGGAGGUGGCACUGGAACUGUGGCGAGAGUCAUUGCUGAUGUCUUUCCACAAAUACAAUGUGUUGUGCUUGAUCUUCCCCAUGUGGUGGCUGACUUGGAAGGAAGCCAUAACUUGACAUAUCUUGAAGGGGACAUGUUUCAAAGCAUUCCGUCUGCGGAUGUACUUCUAUUGAAGUGGAUAUUACAUGAUUGGAGCGAUGGAGAAUGUGCAGAGAUAUUGAAGAAAUGCAAAGAGGCAAUCACGAGUAAUGGAAAGAAAGGGAGAGUGAUUCUAAUUGAUAUGGUGGUAGGCAAUAAGAAGGUGGAUGGGGACGGGGACAGGGACGGGGACGAUAUGUUUAUUGAAACUCAACUCUUUUGGGACAUGUUAAUGAUGGUGAACGUAGGUGGAAAAGAACGGGAUGAGAAAGAGUGGGUUCAGCUCUUCGAUAAGGCUGGAUUUGGUGGCUACAAGAUCUUCCCAAUUCUAGGUUUAAGGUCUCUCAUAGAGAUUUAUCCAUAGUGAUCUUUCCUUGAAUUAUAUUUGUCGAUUCUCAAGUUUCAACUAUUUUCAUGUAUGUUUAAGGUGUGUUUGUGAUUAUGUGUGGAUUGUUGUAGUCUAAAUAAAAGUUGGCUUGUUGUGAUA
This is a messenger RNA of Momordica charantia (bitter melon), 1268 nucleotides long. Its product is annotated as putative O-methyltransferase 3. Gene Ontology annotation, molecular function: protein dimerization activity; O-methyltransferase activity. NCBI's taxonomy places the organism in Eukaryota, Viridiplantae, Streptophyta, Magnoliopsida, Cucurbitales, Cucurbitaceae. The record is from RefSeq and is a predicted model, not a curated record.